UCCUGAAACGCAACGUCUGCGCGCUGUACCAUCGAUCAACUGCUGUGAGGAGAUUGGUUCUCUGGACAGUACUGUUUGAGAAGGGUUAUUUAAGAUAUACUUUUUUUUAUCUGCCAAAAUGCUCAACAGCUCUAUCAGGAAUCUUACACUGGAGGACGUUUUUUUCCUAAUUAACAACUCGUCUUGGAACGGAACGUACAACGAGUCUCACGGCAGCGCUAUCCUCAUCUCCUUCAUUUACUCGGUUGUCUGUUUGGUCGGACUGUGCGGGAACUCUAUGGUUAUCUAUGUCAUUUUCAGAUAUGCCAAAAUGAAAACUGCAACAAAUAUUUACAUUCUGAAUUUAGCCAUCGCGGACGAGUUACUUAUGCUGAGUGUCCCCUUCCUGGUGACAUCUUCACUCCUUCACCACUGGCCUUUCGGCUCCCUUCUCUGCCGACUUGUUCUAAGUGUUGAUGCUAUUAAUAUGUUUACGAGUAUUUACUGCCUAACUGUACUUAGCAUAGACCGAUAUAUCGCGGUUGUGCACCCCAUCAAAGCCUCCCGGUACCGGAGGCCCACAAUAGCUAAAAUAGUCAACUUCGGGGUUUGGAUGUUUUCUAUCCUGGUCAUUUUGCCCAUUAUUAUAUUUUCCACGACCGUUCCAAACUUGGACGGUUCGCUCGCUUGUAACAUUCAGAUGCCAGAGCCAGUGAACCAGUGGAUGGCUGUGUUUGUGAUUUAUGCCUUUCUCAUGGGCUUUCUGUUCCCUGUCUUUGCUAUCUGUAUGUGUUACAUCCUCAUCAUCGCCAAGAUGAGAGUGGUGGCACUGAAGGCAGGCUGGCAGCAGCGUAAGAAAUCGGAGAGAAAGAUCACUCUGAUGGUGUUGAUGGUGGUGACCGUGUUUGUCAUCUGUUGGAUGCCCUUUCAUAUUGUACAGCUCGUUAAUGUCUUCGUGAAGCACCAUAACGCGACAUUCAUGCAACUCGCAGUGAUUUUGGGGUACGCAAACAGCUGCGCCAACCCUAUACUGUAUGGAUUUUUAUCAGACAAUUUCAAACGUUCGUUCCAAAGAAUUUUGUGCCUGCGGUGGAUGGACAAUGCAACGGAGGAACCAAUAGAUUACUAUGCCACGGAUCUGAAAAGUCGUGGUUACAGUGCGGAUGAAUUUCAACCAGACAACAUGGAAUGUGACAGCACUUAUAGAAAUGGAAUCUGCACUUCGAGGACAACGACACUGUAACCUAGCACAUGGACAUAAAGUGAUGAAACGAUAUGAACAAAAUCAUAAAUGUGACCACUGAGUGUUUUGCUCAUUAGGCCUACUAGGCUGUUACGCCUAGUUACUUCGGUAUUUAUUAGUUUUGUUUACUUGCAACUAUUUAUAUGAACUGAAUUAAAAUGUUGACUAAUCAGAAUGUCUUAUUGUUCGAAUCAUUGCAAUAUGGAUUCAGGUGGCACUGUGCGUAAAAGUCCUCCAAUUAUGACAAGUAGCCUUGCAGAGCAGAAACAGACUUGCACUACUAGAUGCUGCCGGUGUGCAGUGCAGUUAUACCAUUUCCCCUGUGUGAGCCAGAGUGUGGACUCGAGUCAUAAGACUUUGACUCGAGUCUGACUUGAGUCACACAUCUGCUCACCUGAGACUCGACUUGAUAGAAAAUAAAAUAACUCGAGACUUGACUCGAAACGCACACUCGGCACUCUCUCUGAUUGGACCAACUGUCAAUCAACACAGGUCGGAUGAGCUGGCGCAGUGAGAAGAUUUUCGGGGGUCGCUUGUGCGAAAGCUGAAUGGGAAAAUAUGAAUAUUUUUUCAUACAUAUUUUAAUAGGCUACAUGUAGCCUGACAUUUAAAUUUUAUAACAAUGCCUUUACGAUCUGGUCACUAACAUGAUAGGCCUACAGCAUUGCAACAAAUGGUUGUUUCCAAAACAUUCUAAACUAUGCUUCAGAACCACAAAGUUGUGCAUCUUGACUGUUGACCAGUCAUUACCAUUGGCGUGCAAAGAUGGGCUCACACAUCCGGAUUAGUGACCAGAAAUCGCUUGUUUAAUUUCCCCCGGUUUUGCUAGGCCAAAAUAGAGUAGCCUGCCUAAAUGAAUAUUAUCCAGUGGAGAUGCGUCAUUCAUGGCAGGUGGGACUCAAAACAGAUGGAGCUCUGCCCCACCUGCCAUGAAAAUAUGUGUGACAUAUCCGUCUGUAAACAAUGUAAAAGAAAUGUUGCAUUAAUAAAGCC
Oncorhynchus gorbuscha (pink salmon) is the source of this 2215-nucleotide messenger RNA. RefSeq names its product somatostatin receptor type 1-like. Lineage: Eukaryota; Metazoa; Chordata; Actinopteri; Salmoniformes; Salmonidae. Bases 119 to 1222 code for a protein of 367 amino acids. Gene Ontology annotation, cellular component: membrane; neuron projection. The record is from RefSeq and is a predicted model, not a curated record. The transcript has a single exon. Gene Ontology annotation, biological process: neuropeptide signaling pathway; cellular response to estradiol stimulus. Gene Ontology annotation, molecular function: somatostatin receptor activity; neuropeptide binding.